AUGCGUCGAUGGAGGCAAGUGAUGUUCACUGACGAGUCUAGAUUCUGUCUGUGUCGCUCAGACGGAAGAAAACGGAUAUAUCGCAGACGCGCCGACAUCAUGGCAGCCUAUCAGUUCAAAUGUUCCUUAGAUGAAAUGAGCGUUAAGGAAUUCUACGACCAUUAUAAAGACUCCCUUCCGAAGCUGAUCAUGAUCACCCAAGGUUAUUGUGGAGAGGUGGUGCUCGAUACGUUCGAUAGAGAGCAGGUGUUGCGUAUCCAUACCUUCUCGAUCCAGAAGCGAGUAAUAGCUAAGAUGUGUGAUGGUUGCCGUCUGCCUGGAAUAGAUGGAACACAUCUCAGUAUACCUAUCAACUAUGACGCAAAGUUCUGUAUGAUCAAAUCUGGAGCUAAAGUUGGUAAGGAGGAGACUUUACAAGAUAUUGUCCUUAAGCACGAUCUCCCUGUUGAGGUUCAGCUUGGGAAGUCUGGAGGGGACACGCUCAAAGUUGGAGACACUGACAAAAGCACUCGUCAGAAAAGCGGUCAGAUGUUCAGGAUUUCUUUACUGGAAACACAUGACGAAUUCUUCCUUCUUGGAAACGCAGUGGCAGGAACCUCCUUAUACGGAAAGGUUACGGUGGUACCUGUUUACCUGCCGGAUCUUCGUCUGUCUAUCAUAACUGGGUUCGCAGUUCAACCACAGGAAAGGUUCGACGCUGUCUGUAGAGAAAUGCAUGCACAGGUGGUGAAGAAUAUCAGCUUUGACGAUAUCAAAGGAAAUGAAGACAUUGCUGUUUACUCCGAUCACGCCACUAGACACGAUAUAUACUAUUACGCUUCACCUGUGGACUAUUGUCACAUUGACGAAGGUAUGGAAAAGGGAAGGAAAUCAAAAAGACGUGAUGGUUAUACAGACCUCGUCCCAAAGACCAUGGAUGACAAUGUGUAUGAUAUCAUACCAAGCGAUUCAUUGUACAAUGAGCUAGACACAAAACAUAUGCUAACUCCAACUCCAGUUAAAGUACCACCGGUUACAACAGCUAAACCAAUAACAACGCCGAAACCCAUGGCAAAAAUUCCUGCAUCCAAACCUCCAGCGCAACUUCCAUCUUCAACAUCCACACCACCUAAACAACUUUCUGCUCUUGAUCAGUCUCCGCUAUAUAGAGCAAUUAAGAGCAAGGCAGAGAGCGAGAACGAAAAUCCAAAGAAAGAACCUCCUCCUCCGGUUCCAAAACGUGGAGAUAAUACCUAUUCUUUACGCCAGAAAAGGCCGGAGGGCCCUAUAGGCGAUGUUCCGGGCACAAGAGAUGAAAACAUAACACUAGUUCAACAAGAGGAGAGUCAAGUAGGGCAGAAACAAGCGGCCGUCAGUGGCAAGUCGGAUAAAAUCAACGUAAAAGAACUUGAUAUUGAUGAGUUAGGCAAAUUCCUUAUUAAACUCAAACUUCAGAAGUAUACCGAAACAUUCAGAGACAAUUUAAUUGACGGAGCUAUACUUCAGGAACUGGAUCGGGAUAUUCUUAUUAAUGAGUUUGGUAUGACGAAACUCGAGAUAAUCAGACUGAUGAAAUUUGCAACAGCUGGACAUGUUCCAAAAACACAAGACACGUGAUUAUGUAUUUCCUGGUCAAAAUCGUUUAAA
Messenger RNA from Ylistrum balloti, 1626 nucleotides. RefSeq lists its product as uncharacterized. The coding region runs from base 1 to 1596 and encodes 531 amino acids. Gene Ontology annotation, molecular function: protein binding. NCBI's taxonomy places the organism in Eukaryota, Metazoa, Mollusca, Bivalvia, Pectinida, Pectinidae. The record is from RefSeq and is a predicted model, not a curated record. The transcript is spliced from 6 exons.